Penicillium brevicompactum is the source of this 843-nucleotide messenger RNA. RefSeq names its product OPA3 family protein. The transcript has 2 exons. Gene Ontology annotation, biological process: regulation of lipid metabolic process. The coding region runs from base 1 to 843 and encodes 280 amino acids. Gene Ontology annotation, cellular component: mitochondrion. Lineage: Eukaryota; Fungi; Ascomycota; Eurotiomycetes; Eurotiales; Aspergillaceae. The record is from RefSeq and is a predicted model, not a curated record.
AUGUCAUUGACAUUGAAGCUCUCCUCCUUGGCUAUUCGGACACUGUCCAAACCUAUUGCAUCGCAAAUCAAGGCCCAAGCACGCGAACAUGAGCGAUUUCGCAACAUCUGCGUCUCUAUGGCGCAAGCUCUCCACCGAUUCGAUAUGCGCCUCCGGCUAGGUUCUCUCCGUGACAAUGCCGCUUCCCAAAAAAGGGCAGCUGCCGAGGCAGAAGCUCGAAAGCACAAGCCCUCAAUGCCCACCGUCAAGAAUGCCUCCGAAACCAAAGCCGCGGAAGAGGCUGAGGCCAAGGCCAAGGCUGCCGCAGACGAAGCGGCCAAACCCCACCACUACCGCAUCCGACCUUUGUCCGAGUCCAAGGCUAUCGAGUCCGGUGCCAACUUCAUCUCCGAAUCCUUCCUCUUCGCUGUCGCCGGCGGUUUGAUCCUGUUCGAGUCAUGGCGGUCUCGCAACAAAGAAAGCACAAGGCGCGAGGGUGUGGAAGGACGGCUGGCAGAGCUUGAACAAUCGGAGCAGGCUGCGCGUGGGGCUUUGGUCGCCCUGGAGAAGGAGUUGCUCCAGCUGAGAGCGAAGCACGGUGACAUGGCGAAGUUGCCUUCGCAACGAAUCCUCUCUCGUGAGAUAUAUGAGCAGGCUCCAGAGAUCGAUGAGCCCGCAGCUGCGCCGGGCUGGCUGUCACGCGUUUCCUCCUAUCUCACUUUUGGACAGAGUAGUGAGAAGACACCCGAGCCUGCAUCUAAAGCUCAGCCUUCUGGGGACAACGCUGUCCCGACCGUUCAGAGCCCAGAAGUACCUCCUGCUUCAACUGAAAAGGCUCCGGCGUCCCCAUGUAAGAGUCAGUAA